AUGAACUCCUGGCGCAAGAAGAAGCAGCAGCAGCAGCAGAAGCAAUUCGACAGCCCGGCCUCGUCGACGUCGUCUCUGGCAUCGACCCUCAGCGAGAAGUCGACGCCGUCUUCUUCUCCCAAGCCCAGCAAGAAGAAGACGACGCUUGCCAGCAAGCUGACGCGCCGACCGAGCACCGAGAGCUUCGCCAGCGACAUGGUGCCGCUGCGAGGGACCAUGUCGUUCCAGUCGACCGCCGAGACGCUGAGGAGCAGCGACGAUGGGAACUCCUUCCUGGACGACAAGAUCUAG
Molecule: messenger RNA, 291 nt
Organism: Phaeoacremonium minimum UCRPA7
Lineage: Eukaryota; Fungi; Ascomycota; Sordariomycetes; Togniniales; Togniniaceae
Exons: 1
Coding region: 1-291 (96 amino acids)
Source: RefSeq, a predicted model, not a curated record